UUUUCUUCCCCCCGCCCGAUGGCUGCCGCCGCCGCCGCCGCCAAGCCCGCGGAGCUGAUGGGCAUCUGCUCGAGUUACCAGGCGGUGAUGCCGCACUUCGUCUGCAUCGCCGAGGAGUUCCCUCAGCCCACCCGGCCGGCCAAGCUGUCUCGCGGCAAGCUGCGCAGACCCCGCCAGUCGCGCUUCAAGACGCAGCCGGUGACCUUCGACGAGAUCCAGGAGGUGGAGGAGGAAGGGGUCUCCCCCAUGGAGGAGGAGAAAGCCAAGAAGUCCUUCCUGCAGUCCCUCGAGUGCCUCCGGAGGAGCACCCAGAACCUCAGCCUGCAGCAGAGGGAGAAGAAGCUCAGCAGCUGCAGCCGCCUGAGGAACAGCCUGGACUCCAGCGACUCCGACUCCCCGCUCUGAGAGACCCGGGAGGGGGGCAUGAGAAGCGGGCAGGACAGGACGGGACACCCGCCGCCCCUCUCCGGCCCUGCGC
Molecule: messenger RNA, 478 nt
Organism: Lacerta agilis (Sand lizard)
Lineage: Eukaryota; Metazoa; Chordata; Lepidosauria; Squamata; Lacertidae
Gene: C1H11orf96
Product: chromosome 1 C11orf96 homolog
Exons: 1
Coding region: 19-405 (128 amino acids)
Source: RefSeq, a predicted model, not a curated record